AUGGGCGUUAUAAAAUAUACAAUUUACAGCGGCAGCGGCGAUUAUCCAGCUCAAAAUGACGAGGUGAAGGCGGCAUACUUAUGCUACCUUAAAGGUAACAAUAACCAGGAGGGUUAUCGGGAAGAAAAGCAGGUCAUCAUGAAGGGGGACCCGGGCUGUUACAAAUUCCGAAUUGGGGAAGGACAAGUGAUUUCUGGUAGCAUCACCUCGGGCAUUAGAUCUGUUGCAGCGCUGAGUUAUUUUCUACUAGGGUUUGAAGAGGGGGUCUCUCAUAUGAGACCCAAUGAGCUGAGCUUCCUCGACGUCACCAGUGACCGCGCAUGCGGUGAUAUGGGAUUUCCCGGGUCAAUACCGCCAAACUCGGAUAUGCUUUUCCUUGUCCGCAUAGAGAGCAUCACUCGGCCCGAUUCCGAGAGGAUAUAUGGCUGCACUUUCAAAGAUUGCAUUCGCUUGUUUGGUAAUUAUAACGCCUGGGUCGAGCACGAAAGGAAACAACACUGCACACGUGAGAUCUGGCGGUGCGCCGUGGCCAAUCAGAAUGGGGAGGAAUGUGCCAAGCUGUUUGAACGUGCCCAAACAUUCAGGCAACAUCUAAAGGGUGAUCACGGGUGUGCACCGGAACCGGAGGAAGACUAUGUCAGUGACUGCUAUAUAGGAGGUGAUUAUCAGGGUCGAUUUUGGUGUGGUUUCUGCAGAAAGACCUGCCCCGUGGCGGAAGAGGGGUUUGAAGCAAUGGAAAAGAGACACGAGCAUGUCGGCGGCCACUUCAAGGAUGGGCAGAGUAUCACUGAGUGGGUGGAUGCUGGAGGUCGCGAGCCAAACUGGUCCAGCACCCCUGAUAGAGUACUCGAAGUCGUCGGCCUUCCCACGCCUGAGUGUGUGAUUCUCCAAAAUGGGUUGAUUUCUAGGGCCCGAGCCAUUAGCCACACCUCUUUGUGUCACCACUACACUGAGUAG
Arthroderma uncinatum is the source of this 957-nucleotide messenger RNA. RefSeq lists its product as uncharacterized. The record is from RefSeq and is a predicted model, not a curated record. Bases 1 to 957 code for a protein of 318 amino acids. NCBI's taxonomy places the organism in Eukaryota, Fungi, Ascomycota, Eurotiomycetes, Onygenales, Arthrodermataceae. Gene Ontology annotation, molecular function: peptidyl-prolyl cis-trans isomerase activity. The transcript has 5 exons.